CACUUACCACCACAGAGCAUAAGUCAGCCAAGCAGCCUGCUGAACAGUUUGUCUCCUCACACACAUUUGAAUUUUGUAAGAGUUAGCAGUCGGCUUUUUCUUUUUAAAAUGGAAAGGAGUUUUGAUAAACUGGAUGCAGCUGGUUUCCUGGAAAUCUGGCAGCACUUUGAUGCAGAUGAUAACGGCUACAUCGAAGGCAAAGAACUGGAUGACUUUUUUCUUCAUAUGAUGAAAAGACUCGGUCCGCAGGAAAAAGCCACAGAGGAGAGAGUGCAAAGACUGAAGCAGAGGUUUAUGUCCGCCUAUGAUGUCACUGCUGAUGGAAAACUACAAAUUCAAGAGCUGGCCAAUAUGAUCCUCCCAGAAGAUGAAAACUUCCUGUUAGUUUUCCGCAGAGAAGCUCCUCUGGACAACAGCGUGGAUUUCAUGAAGAUCUGGAGGAAGUAUGAUGCCGACUGUAGUGGAUACAUAUCAGCUCAGGAGCUGAGGGCCUUUCUGAAGGAUUUGUUCCAGCAGCAAAAGAGGGAGGUGGCCUCUGAUAAGCUGGUGGAGUACACCGACACCAUGAUGAAAAUAUUUGACAAAAACAAGGACGGCCGCUUGGAUUUAAACGAUUUAGCCAGGAUCUUAGCUCUGGAGGAGAAUUUCCUGCUCCAGUUCCAGAUGGAUGCUUGCAGCAAAGAAGACAGAAAAAGAGACUUUGAGAAGAUCUUUGAUCAUUAUGAUGUUAGUAAAACAGGAGCUCUGGAGGGUGCAGAGGUGGACGGCUUUGUCAAGGAUAUGAUGGGGCUGGUCAGGCCCAACAUAACCGGUCCUGACCUGGACAAGCUGCGUGCCGUUCUACUGCGUCACUGUGAUGUCAACAAGGACGGCAAGAUCCAGAAAAAUGAGCUAGCUCUGUGUCUUGGUGUCAAGAUAAAACAUUAGUUUCUGUUGCGAUUGUGGUAUCAAUACUGUGUGUUGUGUAAUCAGAAAUUCAAGAAUGUUUUCAUCCAGAUUAGCGUGAACUCCGCACAUUUUAGGUAAAUAUAAGGUGUUCCUUUACGUUUGUGACAGGUCUACAUGCAUGUUGAAAUAAACAACAUAACCGCUCCUUUCAGAUGAAAGAGCCUGACGUGGGCCAGUAGUGAUGAUGCAAGUUUCUGUGCUGUGAUUUGUGGUCGUGUUGUUGACAUGUUGGUCAUUUAAAGCAGAAAAUUUGGCUUUUUUUUGGUGUGUGUGUGUGUGUGUGUGUGUGUGUGUGUGUGUGUGUGUGUGUGUGUGUGUGUGUGUGUGUGUGUGUAAAAUCUAAUGGUAAAAAGGCUAAUGCAUGAAUGUUCACAUUUAUAAUAUGUUGUAGGAACAGGUUGUUAAAAUAAAAGUUGCAUCAAAUAAACA
Messenger RNA from Nothobranchius furzeri (turquoise killifish), 1377 nucleotides. Its product is annotated as secretagogin. The record is from RefSeq and is a predicted model, not a curated record. Gene Ontology annotation, molecular function: calcium ion binding. Lineage: Eukaryota; Metazoa; Chordata; Actinopteri; Cyprinodontiformes; Nothobranchiidae. Gene Ontology annotation, biological process: regulation of long-term synaptic potentiation; regulation of presynaptic cytosolic calcium ion concentration. Gene Ontology annotation, cellular component: terminal bouton; cytosol; dendrite.